AUGACAUCACUUUUAAAUAGAACAAAUGUGGAUAACGAGGCUGCCUAAACAUAAUUUAGGAUAGCAUCUAUUAUUAUCAUAUCGAUGAUGAGGAUAACCAGAGAUUAUUAGAAGGUGAAGAAGUAAAUAACGGCAUAAAUUAUGCUAUCGCAAUUUAAGAUUAUUAUUGACUAUUAAAACUAAGGGACAUAUGGUGUUUGCCUGCCCUUAUAGAAUUUAGCAGGAUAGAUCAAUGGAGCAAUAUUUGCUUAAAACACUGCUAUAAUAUCAGGAGGUGCAGUAUAUUCAUUUGGAAAUAAAUCAAAUUUGCUAAUAAAGAAAGCUCAAAUAGUAGAAAACAUUGCUGCUUUUGGAGGUGGUAUGACAAUUCGAAAUCACUUUUCUCCAAAUUUAGUUUAAUAUGAAACACUUUUCUUUCGAAAACUCAGCUCUUUAUUUUGGAAAUGA
Messenger RNA from Paramecium tetraurelia, 447 nucleotides. RefSeq lists its product as uncharacterized. Lineage: Eukaryota; Ciliophora; Oligohymenophorea; Peniculida; Parameciidae. The record is from RefSeq and is a predicted model, not a curated record. The transcript has a single exon.